This is a messenger RNA of Volvox carteri f. nagariensis, 1254 nucleotides long. RefSeq lists its product as uncharacterized. The record is from RefSeq and is a predicted model, not a curated record. Bases 1 to 1254 code for a protein of 417 amino acids. The transcript is spliced from 8 exons. Lineage: Eukaryota; Viridiplantae; Chlorophyta; Chlorophyceae; Chlamydomonadales; Volvocaceae.
AUGAAUGCUCAUACUCUGUUGAACUUCACUGCAACGCAUAAUUUUUGUCACGCAGUUUUUUUGCUAGCGGAAUAUAAGCACAUCGUCUCCGCACGCAUCAUCUCCCUUCGUGGGGGCCAAGAGUUGAGGACGUCCCUAACCGGGCUUACCACGAGCGAUUGCGGUUGCUCGCCCUACAGCCUCGGCUUUGCUAGCUUUGAAAAGAGAUUCCUCGGUGGCGGUCAACGUGACAGCAGGUACUGCUUCCUGGUAGGGGUCCGAGGCUGCGAUCCUGGCGACACCUGUUGUGAGACACUGCUACGAGGCGGUGUGGACAGCCUCUACUUACAAACAAGUGGUGCGUACGACUCACGUGUCACCGCCGUACACUCGCGUGGGCACAAGCAUGUGGAGAUGGGGGUUCGGCAAGUGGAGGUCAACGGCAGCAUCUGGAUGCGCUGGGACGCGGCUCCGCAGCGUACCGACGGCGGUACCCUCCCUGCAGGCAUGGAUGAUAUCGACGCUGCCACCAUCCGCAUCUUUGGCUUGUCUCUGGAUUCCUCCACCUUCUCCGGCACCACCAUUUGCUUAACCACCACCUCCGUUGCUGACAUGGAGCAGGGCUCCCUUGUUGGCGAGCAGCUGCUGUGCGAAGCCCCCGGGGACUGUAGGUUUGCGGUGACACCGGCAGCAGCAGCGGGCGGCGCCAAGGAUGCAGAGAAAGAUGCGGCGCCCCCGUCACCUUCGUUGGGCUCCAAAACCUCCGAUGCGGCAAUGAUAUCUUACAGCCAAGUUUGCGCGGCUAUCAACCUGAUUUCACCCCGCGACCAAUCCGGGGCCCUGACCUACACGUUUGGAAAGCAGGUCAGCUGCGAUGGCGCCGCUGAAUGGAUGGCGAAGAACCUGACGGACGCAGCCCAGCAGGCUGGUGCCCAGAUCUCCACUCCCUUCGCGCUGGAAAGCUGCAGUGCCACCUACGAUCCCAACGUCAAGCCACCCGCGGUGCCGUACGUCAUGGUGUGCGGCUCGUUUGCCAACGUAAAGGAAGCCGCCAAGAUUCAGGGCCUGUUGAGUCCCAUUCUGUUGCAGUGGUCGUACCUUGUUCUCGGCCGUAAGCUGCCCGAGGGGGCAGGCUCGCUGCCGUACAUGUGCCCACCACUAGGGUACACCAUCCAAACUAUGGUGUGGGGCACAGAGGACGAGUCACCGGUUGCUUUCUCGCAGGUGUGCUCAUGGGACCUUGCGGGCAGUAGCCCCAGCGGUUUUGCGUUUUGA